UAUCUCUUUCAGAGAGCUACACGUAAAUGAAACAAAGAAGCUAUGGCUCAUAGGGGUGGACGUGGCUUCCAACACAACAAUCUAGGUUCUUUUGCACACCAACACAGUAACAGUUCAACUGGAGCUCGGUCUCAACAAAGUACAUUACAUUCCAGAGGAAGACCAGCAUCACGUGGAAGAUUGAGAGAUGAUGCAAACCCCCCAAAAAGGAAUUCAAGAGAUGGACCUAACCCCUUUGGAAGUCAACCAGAUCUACAAAAUACUUUUCAGCCAGGGCAGCAGCACUUAAGAAGUGAUCAUAAACAAAGAGGAGUGUCCAGUGACAGGCGACAACAUCCACCAGGAGAUGGGCAGUUUCGAGAACAUAAUUUUCAGGGAAGACAUCAUGGAGACCCAGGACAAUCAGGCCAUAGACAAAAUGAAACCUAUAAUAAGGGGAGUCAGUCAGAUCAGAAACAAAGAGGAGUGUCCAGUGACAGGCGGCAACGUCCAUCAGGAGAUGGGCAGUUUCAUGAUCAUAGUUUUCAGAGAAGACAUCGUGGAGACCCAGGACAAUCAGACCAUAGACAAAAUGAAACCUAUAAUAAGGGGAAUCAGUCAGGUGGACCACAAAGGGAAAAAUCCAGAGGCAGGAGCAGUCAGAAUUCUUCGGAAGACAGGCAUCAGUAUCACCAGCAUUCUCAUGGUAGAAGACCUGACAGUAGCUCAAAUCGCUCUGAAAAUAUGCACAAUGAUAAAAGUAACUCACAGAGAGACCAAGGAAAUUCUCAGCGUGGCCCAUCUAGAAGGCGCCACAGAAAUAAGGGACAUAACAAUCAUCAAACACCAGAUCGAAAAAGAGUAGGAAGUUUGCCAAAUUUAAUGGACAUUGAAUUUUCCGAAGGUGAUACACUCAAAGUAAAAUCUAAUAAUGGAGAAAGAAAGAAAGGGCCUCGAACUGAUUGGAAGUUAGAUCAGAGAGGCCUUACAAAGAUUGUGGCAAUGGAACCUUCUGAACUUGUAAUGAAGCUGGCAGCACCUGGCAGUGGCUUAAAAGAAUUCCUGAGUGAACGUGAUACCAGUCCCGAGCUUGUUGAACUUGCACUUCAAGUUCUCAAGAAAGCCUGCAGCUGCAGUACUAAUCGUAAUAAUUUACAGCAUGUUCUGUUGGAUGUGAGAAACUCAAAAUUUUUGGAAAAUGUCCUUCCUUUAUACAUGAUGAGCAGCUACAGACUAAAACAAGAGGUUGAUAAAGUUGAAGUUUUAGAUUACAUUCUGAGUCUGCUUCUUCAGAUAAUCAGCACAUUUCCUGCCAGCUCUGUAAAUUCAGUUGCUCUUACAGCAGCUGUGCUGAACUCUACCUUUAGCACCUUAGACUCAGAUGGGUUGAUACUCACAGAAGACGUUAUUGAAAAAAUGCAAGAUCUUAAUACUAUCUUAAACCAUUUGCAAGAAAAGAAACGUGAUGGCACAUUGAGAUCUGAUAAUUACACUUAUCUGACUGGUAAAGAGGAAAACAUUGAAGAUUUCAGACAGAUUUCAAUAUUUCCAACAUAUGAUGACAUACAUUUGAUCCACAAACCCUUCAUGCGCCCUAAUAUUAUCAGUGAAACCUAUCCUGACUCAGAGACUUAUUUGGAUACUCAUUUCCGACUCCUGAGAGAAGAUUUUGUAAGACCACUUAGAGAUGGAAUUUUGCAGGUACUCCGCUUUGAUGGAAAGGAUAUAAGAAAGGGAAAAUUUGAUGACAUUAAUGUUUAUUUCAAUGCCGAAUUACUGGUACCACUUUGUACACCUUCUGGGAUUCUAUACCAAGUUCAGUUUGAUAUUGAUAUGCUGAAACAUGUUCGCUGGGAAAAUUCCAAACGCUUACUGUUUGGGGCACUUGUUUGCCUCUCUAGUGAUUGCUUUGAAACAAUGAUUUUUGCCACAGUGGCAGACAGAAAUGUAGAGGAAUUGAAAGUGGGAAUUAUUACUGUAAAUUUUACUGAAGAAAGCCGCUUAAAGCUAGCAGAACAGGGAACAGAUCACACAUUUUUGAUGGUUGAAACAACAGCUUAUUUUGAAGCCUAUCGUCAUGUUCUUGAAGGAUUGAAAGAAAUGGCAAAUGGUGAACUUCCCCUUCAGAAGUAUAUUGUCCACUGUGAGAAGACCUUAUCAGAACCACAAUAUCUGAAAAAUGGUUGUAACAGUUACACCUUGGACGUAUUAAAGGAUGACAGAUAUAUACGAAACAGGCAACCCGUAGCCGUGCUUGACAACAAGAGCAGCAGUUCUACCGAUGAUGAUGAUGAUUACUCAGACAGUGACUGCAGCAGCAUACAAGAGAAUCCUCGUUUACAUGAUGAGUGGAUUUCUGAUGCAAUUAAUACUUUAGGGAUAGACACUCCUCCUCCAUUGUCACCUCAUACAGAAGCAUCAGUUUCAUCAUCUGGGUUUAACAUUCUUGACUUUAGAAGGUGGCCUUCAAAAGAAAAGCUGAGUCUAGAUAAGUCACAGUUACAGGCUCUGCAGUCGGCUUUAACAAGUGAGCUUGCCAUCAUCCAAGGCCCUCCUGGAACAGGCAAGACUUAUGUUGGCUUGAAAAUUGUCAAGACUCUACUUGACAAUUCCAGAGUAUGGCAACCCCGAGGAAAUUGUCCUAUCCUCGUUGUAUGUUACACAAACCAUGCGCUGGACCAAUUUUUAGAAGGAAUUCACAGAUUUUUACAUACUGGAAUUGUCAGAGUUGGUUCCAGAAGUAACAGCGAGCUUCUGCAGAAGUUCAGUCUGGCAUAUCUCCGAAAGGAUGUGAUGUUUACCCGAACGCUACCAGGGUAUCUAAGAGCAAUGCAUGCAGAAUUGUCAGACUUGAGAAGAGAUGCUGAAGAACAAAUCCAAGCAAAAGCAGCAUUCCUUUAUGCUGCAGUUAAAGGAAUACUUCAUGAGAAUGUUCUAGAGGUUUACAUGAGACCAUGCCACAUGAAAUGUCUACAGCUGGCCAAGGUUCCUUCCCAUAACUCAUCAAAGAAAAGUCCUAGUCUUAUAGUACAGUGGCUUGGAUUUUCUGUACUAUCAGCCAAACGUCAAGUGGAAGUCAGAAGAGGGGCAGGCAUAAACGUUAACAGCCAGAGUUUGCGAGAGAAUGAAGUUCAACAGCUCCUAGCCAUGGUGGAGGAAGAUGAUGAUACUGAUGUGGAAACUGGAGUUAGUGGAAAUAAUUCUGAAGAAGAAAGCCUUCAAAUUGCAGAAGAGGCAGAGCUUGUGCAGGCAGAAAGAAUGACGGAAGAUGACGAUGUUCAGAAACAGCUUCAGAGUGCAAAGGCUAAAGCUGCUGUUAGGAACAAACAAAUCCUUGCUCUUGAGCAAACUGAUGAAGAGGAACAGCAGGAAAGCACUGCUGCUGAUGAUGAAGACUGGGAGAUAACUGGAAAGACGAGGAAGAAACUUAAGAAGCUGUUAAAAAUAGAACUGAAGAAAACAACCCAUAUGAGUGAAGCUGAAGCUGUAAACAUUCAGGACAUUUGGAAUUUAUCAUUGAAGCAGCGCUGGGAGUUAUACAGAUUGUGGAGGUCCAAAUAUCUGAGUGAAUUAAGGCAUCAGGUCUGGACAUAUGAAAAUGAGUACCAAGGUGUGAUCCGAAGGUUAAAAGAACUGAGAAACCAAGAAGAUCUGACCGUACUGAGGCAUGCUAGAGUUAUUGGAAUGACAACUACAGGAGCUGCCAGACUCAGAAGCAUCCUACAAGAGCUUCGCCCUAAGAUUGUCAUUGUUGAGGAAGCAGCAGAGGUCCUGGAGGCUCACAUUAUCACCACCCUUAGCUCAGCAUGUCAACAUUUAAUCUUGAUCGGUGACCACCAACAGCUACGUCCUAGUGCCACUGUGUAUGAACUAGCCAGAAAUUUCAACCUGGAUGUAUCUUUGUUUGAAAGACUGAUAAGAAUGAAUGUUCCAUACGUAAGGUUGGAUUAUCAGCAUCGCAUGCGCCCUGAAAUUGCUUGUCUCUUAACCCCACACAUAUACGACAAGCUUGAAAACCAUCCUUCAGUGAAUUCAUAUGAAAACAUAAAGGGAGUUGCUACAAACCUGUACUUUGUGGAGCAUGAGCAGCUUGAAGAACACAUCCAAGAAGGGAAGAGCCACAGUAACCUGCAUGAGGCAUCGUUUGUAAAGGCCCUGUGUCAUUACUUCAUCCGUCAGGGCUAUGCACCAGCCCAGAUUACUGUGCUUACCACUUACACAGGACAGCUGUUUUGCUUAAAAAAGAUGAUGCCCAGAUCAGACUUUGAUGGUGUCAGAGUGUGUGUGGUGGAUAAAUUCCAAGGGGAGGAAAAUGACAUCAUAAUUCUUUCAUUAGUUAGAAGCAAUUUAGAGGGAAGAGUUGGCUUCCUCCAGAUUGCAAACCGUAUCUGCGUUGCAUUGUCUAGGGCAAAGAAGGGUUUAUUUUGCAUUGGGAAUAUGCAAAUGUUGUCAAAAGUUCCACUGUGGAAUAGAAUUAUGCAAGUUUUGCACAGAAACAAUCAGAUUGGAAGAGAGCUGAAUCUUCGUUGUCAGAACCAUCCAGAAAACAUGUGCACAGUUUCUAAGGCAGAUGAUUUUAAAAAUGUUCCUGAGGGAGGCUGUAUGCUGCGCUGUGAGUAUCGGCUACUUUGUGGUCAUGUAUGCCCAAAGUUUUGCCAUCCUUAUGAUCCAGAUCAUAAAGAGUUGAAAUGUGAAAAGCCCUGCCCAAAAAUAUUAUGUGAAGAUAAACACAAGUGCCCAAAACGUUGUUAUGAAGACUGUGGCAGCUGCCGGGUGCCAGUCCAGAAAGUAAUUCCCCGAUGUGGUCAUACACAAGAUGUUCCCUGUUCUAUCCCACCCGAAAAAUUUUCAUGCCAGAUUCCCUGCAAUAAGACUCUUGUAUGUGGCCACAUGUGUGUGCGCACAUGUGGUGGGACAUGCACAGUAAGAUGUCCUGCAAAAAUUACUUUUCAUCUUAGCUGUGGUCAUGAAAGGUGGGCACUGUGUCAUGAAAAGAAAGAAGCUGAAGACAAAGGCAUGGAAGUAGUUUGUUUCCGGCCUUGUGAUUUUACAUUGGAAUGUGGCCACACAUGCUCUGGUACUUGCACUAGAUGUAAUACGUCUCACAUACCAUGCAAGGAUAGGUGUGAACGGUACUUGUUUUGCUCCCAUCGGUGUUCAGGGAAGUGCUCUGAAGACUGCAUCCCCUGUUCUAACAUAUGUGAUAGAAGUUGUCCCCACAGAAAAUGCAAGAAACUCUGUAAUGAACUAUGCUCUCCAUGUAUACAGCCUUGUGAAUUGAGUUGCAAGCACAGCAAAUGUACACGACUGUGCUCAGAGCCUUGUGACAGAGCACCUUGCAGCAGCCCUUGUGAUAAACUACUGACUUGUGGCCAUGCUUGCAUUGGCCUUUGUGGUGAGCGCUGCCCCACAAAAUGUCGAAUCUGUAAUGCAGACGAAGUCAAGGAGAUAUUUUUUGGGAAUGAAGCUGACCCAAACUCAAGAUUUAUACAGUUGGAAGACUGCAACCACGUGUUUGAAGUGACUGGUUUCAAUGAGUGGAUGAAGCCAAACAAAGAAGACUUCCUUGAGUUCAAAAAGUGCCCUCUGUGCACAAAGCCUGUUCGCAACAAUGCCCGAUAUAAUUCCGUCAUUAAAAGAACAGAGGCUGAUAUUGGGCUAGUAAAACAAAAGAUAAUGACACUCUGGUGUAGUCGCCUGAAAGACUGGCUUUCUGAAAAUCAGAAACUAUUUCAGUAUUUCUGCUUGGAAAGCAUGGAAAUGCAGGCAGGAUUGCAGAAGUCAGACACUGAUAUAGGCACUGUCCUUCUGACCAGUAGGAAGCUUCUUUACUUGUCCAAGCUGGAAGAAAUAAAGAAAAAGUGUGGUCACAUGACUGGCUCUUUCAACCCAUCAGUUGCAGAUGAAGUCCUUCACCUCAAAAAGUCCAUCAUUGCUGAACAAAGAGGUACAUUUUCCAGUAUCAACAACCGGAUUCUCAGACUUGCUGUAUUACUGGAAGCUACAAAACUAAAGAAGAAUCUGCUUCUGCGUCCUUCUGGAUAUUUUCUCCGCCGUACACUGUUCAGUCUGGAGAAAGCCAAAGACGAAGUUGAUAAUGUGCUUAUGGUAUUACAGAAAAAAGAAUUUGUUAAUGAUAAGGAAGUAGAAUCCCUCAGUAAAACACUUAAACAUAUUAGAAAGGAGAUGCCACUUUCUGCAGAUCAUGCUGUUCUAGAGGAUUCAGAAAUCCAAAUUCUUGAUACUUCAAUCCUGCGUCAGAACUGCUGGUUCAAAUGCAGUAAUGGUCAUGUUUAUUCUUUGCACGAAUCAGAGUCAUUAGGAGGACCCCAACACUGCCCAGAGUGCAGUUUUGAAGAGUAUAAUUUAGUUUAAGAAGGUUUGUUUGCUUCUGAUAAAUGUAAAUGUGAAGCAAGGAAGAUACAGCUUCAUUUGAGAUUAGUAUGCUAUAACCAGAGCUACGCACCUGCAGUGGUGCAAUAGUCAUCAAGAUGACCCAUCCUUAGUGAGUUUGUGGUCCACAUCAGAUUGCAAGUGCUUUUUACUUUCAGGAGGAAUUCAUAAUAAAAGUUUACUAAAGCUGGUAUAUGAUGUAUAUGGUUAACAGCAAUUAUUUUUUUGUUUUCUCUUUUUAUUUUGCAUGAUGUUAACAUAAACAAUUACAGUUGUAAGCCAGAGAAUAUGCAUUUUAUGCUAAAAGGCAAAAAAUUAUUUUUUCCAAGAUUUCAUUUGCAUAGAUGAAGAAUAAGUAAAUAUGUAAGUAUCUUAAAUAUGGCCGAUAAUUCAUAAAUUUUUAUUUAUGAAUGUGUAAUAUCACUACAACAGAUUGUGAUGCUGUCAGAGAAUAAACCAGUACAUACUCAAGGAGGAACAACACUAACAAACGUGCAUUCACUGAAAACAAGUUGGUUUUAUGAUUUACCUCUUACACUAGCCUUAAGUAAAGCCUGUUUAAAAUUUUUACAGGCAUCGUUUCUUACUAUUUUAUAACAAAGGAAUGUCUCAAAAUGAAAAGGAAUGCCUUAUGAUCAUUAGUAAGGGCACUGAAGACCAGUCAGGAUAGAAUACAUACUGUAUGUGUCUCAGUUGUUUGGGCCAAAAUUCCAGCUCUAUGGCAUCUAAAUGAUCAUCCUUCAUGAUGGGAUGUAAAAUUUCCACAUGUAUGGAACAGAUGAAUGCACAAGUACCUGUACUAUUUUUUUAUUAUUUCUAAUAGUGUAUUACUUUAUCUCUGUUAUUGUUUUUAUGAGUGACCACGUGCGUCUCUUAAGACUAUUUCAGCAUUUCAUCAGCUAAUGGGGGGGGGGGGAUGAUUCUAAAUAUUGUCCACCACUGAUUUACCUUCCUGCCAACAAGAUCUGGAUGAGGUGUCCAUUAGCUUGAUUCUCAUAAUUGCCAUAGUGAUAUGCUGCAUACAGAACACCCCGUAUGAUUACCUAGUAUGUAUGGACCCCUACAGCAGCAGACUGCACAGAUCACUCAAAAGAUGCAGACAGCAUGCCUCUCCACUCUGCCUGAUUUGUUGCAAUAUCAGUGCAUUAGAAGUGAUAAUGAAAACUGAUUGCAAUACUGUUCUUAACGGGAGUUGCAGUAUAUGGAUUUUCCUUAAGCUUUGCAUGGCACAGAAAAGUGUUUUUAUGGGAAUACAUUAGUAUUAAGCAAUAGGUAGCAACCUCCUAACUGUAGUCCUGUUUCUGAGCCUAGCUAAGUGCUUAAUACAUUAUUAUAAUGGUAAUGGCAAACAUCUAAACCCUUACUUAGUAUAGUAAUAGGGCUACCAAAGUUAACAAUAUGCAAAGUGUGUAAUCAGUUACUGGAGUUCUGUAAGUGAUUUGUGGGAAUUUACACAGGGGUGCCUAUAUUGACAGAUGUGACUAUCCCAUUUUAUUAACCUCAAAAGACAGACUCAGUACUGCACCUUACAUCUAGUCUCCUCACAUUUGGACAGCUGUUACCACAGAAUUGUGGUGUUUGAGCGCAGUCUGACCCAUACCUAAAUAACUGCAAACAGGAUGUACUUCUUUCCACAGACCAGAAGAUCUUACAGUCUCUGGUUUGUUUUAUCUUAUCUGUUAAUGUUGUAAACUAGCUGUAGUUCUUCCUGUGGUCCUAAGUAUGACUUUGUAUAGACCUCAGUUGCAUGUGCUGUUGAAUACUUUGGCUCACGUUCCUGACCAUGAACAGAUAAGUAGUUUUCCUUUCCACCUUCGCUUGGCUCCUCAGGAAACUAAUGCAUUCAGAGAUGUUAACUCAGCAAAUUGUUACUUUCCUUAAAACACCCAGUCAGGACUCAGAAAAAGGCACUUCACCUAGAGUGCACAGUGUUGUUUAGAUGUAGAGCACUGUAUCCACUGCUGACAUUAGUGAAUUGUCAGUGAUGCUUUGCAGCAUCGUGAACAUGCUGCACCACCGACAUAGCCAGAUGUGAAUCUAAAGGGUCUAUGUUAAAUAUUCGAACAUCCAAAAUGUCGAACGUUACAUGGUCGAGACCAAAUGUUCGA
Molecule: messenger RNA, 8480 nt
Organism: Protopterus annectens (West African lungfish)
Lineage: Eukaryota; Metazoa; Chordata; Ceratodontiformes; Protopteridae
Product: NFX1-type zinc finger-containing protein 1-like
Exons: 18
Coding region: 43-6354 (2103 amino acids)
Biological process (GO): regulatory ncRNA-mediated heterochromatin formation
Cellular component (GO): nuclear RNA-directed RNA polymerase complex
Molecular function (GO): helicase activity
Source: RefSeq, a predicted model, not a curated record